This is a messenger RNA of Aspergillus wentii DTO 134E9, 396 nucleotides long. RefSeq lists its product as uncharacterized. Bases 1 to 396 code for a protein of 131 amino acids. NCBI's taxonomy places the organism in Eukaryota, Fungi, Ascomycota, Eurotiomycetes, Eurotiales, Aspergillaceae. The record is from RefSeq and is a predicted model, not a curated record. The transcript is spliced from 2 exons.
AUGGGCCAGAGGCACAACAGACGUCGGACACGACCACGAUCUCGCAAUCGCAGCAUCGAUACCAUCGCUUCAAUUGAUUCCUCAUUCCGUCCUGCGAGCUCCUGCAACUCCAUCUCCGCAAUCGAUACCUCCAGCCUAUUGGAACCGUCGUCGGCCUGUGGUUUGCGUGACGCCAUUUCAAUACCCUCCGCCCAUACCUGGCACUAUGGGUAUAUGGCAUGGCAGAAGCGUGAGCGCAAGCAGCGGUUAGAGGCUGCAAAGAUGGAGGCGGAACAGUGUCGUCUUUUCGGCGGUGAGCCGGGGGACGAUGUGAAUCUCUGCUAUCGGAUGCUUGAGUACUUUGGUGGGCUCGAUUAUAUCAAUUCACCCCAUAGCUCAAGACUAUCGCCUGGGUGA